AUGGGGAAGCGGGACAACCGGGUGGCCUAUAUGAACCCAAUAGCAAUGGCCAGAUCAAGGGGUCCAGUCCAGUCUUCAGGGCCAACAAUCCAAGAUUAUCUGAAUCGACCAAGGCCUACCUGGGAAGAAGUGAAAGAACAACUAGAAAAGAAAAAGAAAGGCUCCAAGGCAUUGGCUGAAUUUGAAGAAAAAAUGAAUGAGAACUGGAAGAAAGAACUAGAAAAACACAGGGAGAAAUUACUAAGUGGAAAUGAGAGCUCGUCCAAAAAAAGACAGAGAAAGAAAAAAGAAAAGAAGAAAUCUGGUAGGUAUUCAUCUUCUUCUUCAUCAAGCUCUGAUUCUUCCAGCAGUUCUUCAGAUUCUGAAGAUGAGGAUAAGAAACAAGGAAAAAGGAAAAAGAAAAAAAAGAACCGUUCACAUAAAUCUUCUGAAAGCUCCAUGUCAGAGACUGAAUCAGACAGUAAGGAUAGUUUAAAAAAGAAAAAGAAGUCAAAGGAUGCAAGUGAGAAAGAAAAGGACAUUAAGGGGCUCAGCAAAAAGAGAAAGAUGUAUCCUGAAGAUAAACCUUCAUCAUCUGAGUCUUUGUCAGAGUCAGAUUAUAUUGAGGAGGUACGGGCAAAAAAGAAGAAAAGCAGUGAAGACAGAGAAAAAGCAACAGAAAAGACAAAAAAGAAAAAGAAACAUAAGAAACACAGUAAGAAAAAGAAAAAGAAGGCUGCUAGUUCAAGUCCUGACUCACCGUGA
Molecule: messenger RNA, 744 nt
Organism: Pipistrellus nathusii (Nathusius's pipistrelle)
Lineage: Eukaryota; Metazoa; Chordata; Mammalia; Chiroptera; Vespertilionidae
Source: the annotation of a GenBank genome assembly